UUACGUUAUCAUCAAAUAUCGACAUCAUCCUUUUCCUGUAACGAAGUUCACCGGCCGGCCGCAAAAGAAGACACUCAUCGUCUUGUUUUCGUUAAUUGUAUCAGUGAUCUCAGUGAUUUUACCUCAACUCUCUCAAAAGCAUCCCCUAUCACACCAACAAAACAAUUUCUCCAGUCAAAAUACUACUCCAAUGCUUGGCCAACUCUCCAGACCCGUUAGGCUCUCCGUCGCUCCGCUCCGUACCAUUCUUACUCAGCGCGCCUUCCACGCUUCUCCUAUAGCGCGGGACCAUAUUCUUGAUGCCAGUAACGAAGUCUUUGAGAAGCGAGCGCUUGAUGCCGAUAACUCUAAACCCGUCUUGGUAGACUUUUAUGCCAGCUGGUGCCAGCCUUGCCGUGUUCUCACUCCUUUACUCAAACGGGUCACCGGCCCAGAAUCCAAUUACGACUUGUUAACUAUCAAUGUUGAUGAGUACCCUGAAGUUGCUGCCAAGUACAAGGUGUCUGCCUUGCCCACGGUGGUGGCAUUCAAAAAUGGUGCUGUCAAGAACAAGUUCGUUGGAUUUAGGGGACAAGAUGACAUUAAUAAGUUCUUGGGCAUGCUUUAAUGUUCUAUGCAUCGCUGUGUAACAUGAGCAUCAAACCGUUUCUCCCCUAUCCCCCAUUCUUGGUUUUUCAUCCUCACUCUCCAUCUCGGAGUCAUCUGAAUUCCAAUGUUCGCUCUCCAUUUUCUUUUCUAGUCGCGUUUGGGCUCUAUCCAAGAUUUUCUUCUCCGCUUUUAUCUCCCCCUUCUUGUCUCAUUCUUCCCUCGGCUCUGCUCAUUUGCUGAAAUAACUUGGUAAAAUGCUCAUCUCUCCGCGCUGCUGAACUGAGCUCCUUCGUCAAUCGCUUGUUCUUGUCAAUUGUCCUGCCCAGGCACUGCAAGCUUGACUCGACACCAUUGUGAACCCAACCCUCUUCAUGACCCCACCAAUGCCAUUUCGCUCUUUCUACUGGAUUUUCAGGUAGUUCAUAUCUUCCACAAGCUCUUGCAAAGUACGUGGGAUCCCACCAUCCCUUCCUCAGAUCUCCAUGUUGCCGUUCCAGCUCAUUUCGGAUACUCCUUGGGACUGACUUCAGGCAGCAUCGCGAGCACUUGUGAUAGUCUUGCCUUUCAACGGCAUGGCAUCCUGAUUUGCAGCAGCUGAUACAAGGGCCUCUAUGGCGCCAACACCACCUCUCACAUUUGUAUGUGCAUUUGACGUAACAGCAGCAGCACCGACAGAAGUCAUGGACGCAGUGGUAGCAACAAUAGAGGAUGCAGAGGACGUAGAGUGUCACAAUGGCCGCGAAUACUUUUCCUUCAAUCUUUACCAUCCGUUAGGUCAGCGUGGUAAGCAAGCUACAACGAGCUAGUGACCUACUUUGGUUAUCCACUGAUGUACCUUCUAUCAGUAUGUCUCCUGUUUUGUAUCACAUGUAACUUACAUCUUGAAUCUUUUCCAUCCAUUUGAGCAGGCCAGCUGCUUGGCUGGCACCAUUCUGAUAAGAAGUUUCAUCAGUUACGAGGAUAACCAUGUUUCAAAUUAUUACAACAACCUACUGCCACGUCUCCUGCUAUUGCCUUUCAUCGACUCAGUCAGCCAUUUUCUUAUAUCUUGCCACUUGUAACAGGACUCACUGUCGCGGACGCAACAGCACCUUUAGCUUUGUCAGUCGCCGUUGCCACCGCACCGGCGGCCUUGUCAGUUACAGUUCCCACUACACCCUCAGCACCGUUGACAGCGCUUUCUCCGGCGCCUUGUAUAGCGUUUCCGACAUCUCCCAGAUCGAGCGGUGCCAUUGACAAUUGCUACAGGUUAGAAAGUUGGAAAAAGGUAACGUUGGGGCGCCAAACACCUGAGUGUACACAAAUACUUAAAGAAACAAAGAAAUAUCAACCAGUGUACAUUCACCAAUGGCCUGAGAUGGGAAAAGCGUCAGAGGCUCUCAGAAAUUAAGGGGAUGACUUCAAAGGACAGAUUUAAAUAUGUUGAAAGGACCAUGCUGCCAUUGUUGCAUACGCUAAUGGCCGUCUAUGCCGUUCGUCUCCUAUCGUUUCCUUAUCUAUCCACAUGUGUGCAUGAAGACAGUUUUCCCUUGUUACUAUAUUAUCUGCCCUCGAUAUGCCAUUAACCGUCUACCAUUCGACCACAUCCCCUUUCCAAUCCCAACAUCUUCCACCCCAAUCAACUCCGUUCUGGCUCCCUUGUACUCCCCUCUUAACUUGACUCAUGAUGUUCACCAGACGGUCGAUUGCUUGGUCAACUGUAA
Molecule: messenger RNA, 2291 nt
Organism: Cryptococcus deneoformans JEC21
Lineage: Eukaryota; Fungi; Basidiomycota; Tremellomycetes; Tremellales; Cryptococcaceae
Exons: 5
Coding region: 191-607 (138 amino acids)
Cellular component (GO): cytoplasm
Molecular function (GO): oxidoreductase activity, acting on a sulfur group of donors, disulfide as acceptor
Source: RefSeq, a predicted model, not a curated record